GCCAGCUUCCAGUUGAACGGGUUUGGAUUGUUGUUAUUUUUGUUUUCAGAGUGCGAUAGCUCGACGGCGUGCUGUCCAUCGAGCGUUUCUUGCUCCAACUUCGUUAAUUUGAAUGAAUUGUGUGAAAAACCGGACAAAAACCGCGAAUUUCCUUUGAUUGUGUGCGAUGACCAUUGACAAAAAUCGCUUUGUUCUGCGAUGUUGGUGAAAAAGUGAGUGAAUCUAGAGUGCCGGCACAAUGAGGUGCGAUUUUUUGCUGGGACUGCUGAUGAUGGUCUGGGGGGCCCAAGGGGGCACCACCACCGCUCCGGCCACCAAAACAGCAUCAACUUGCGACAGCGACCAGUUCCAAUGCCUGGACGGCCCUUGCAUUCCGUCCCAUUGGCGUUGCGACGGCCAGCCAGACUGCGCCGACGGCAGCGACGAGCCCUUCGAGUGCAUCCAGACCCAGACCUGCCGUCCAGAGCAAUUCCAAUGUGCCCUCACGCGAAAGUGCCUACCGUUGGGUUGGGUUUGCGACGAAGACCAGGACUGCGGGACCUCGACGACGCUGGGCGUCGACACCUCCGACGAGGACCCCAGCCAGUGCCACAAGGAGAUCAAAUGUCCCUGGAACCAGGCCAAGUGCGGCUUCGGCCCAGAAUGCGCCCCAAUCAAAAAGUUUUGUGAUAAGCAGAGGGACUGUGUUAACGGAGGCGACGAAUGGGAUUUUUGCCGGAAUUCGACGUUUAGCUGUGAUAAAUUGGUGUGCAGCUAUGGGUGCAGACCCACAGGGGAGGGACCCAAGUGCUUCUGUCCCGAGGGACAGAGGCCCGAAGGGAGCAGGUGUGUGGAUGCGGACGAAUGCGAGCUGGACAACACUUGCGCUCAAGUGUGCAAAAAUACAGUUGGGUCGUUUGAGUGCUCGUGCGUUUCGGGGUAUGAGAAAAAUGGGACGGAUUGUGUCGCACUUAAUGUUCCUCCAGCCCUGGACGCCUCGAUCGUCUUCUCAACGCAGGCGGAAAUCGCGCGUUUGAAGCUCUCAGGCGAAGCCUGGUCCUCAAACUCCUCCCUCCAGCUCCUCAACAGCACAGCUUUGGAGUUUGUCUUCAACAACCACUCAAUUUGCUACGUCCAUCACAACUUCUCCAAAGCGUCGCUAGUUUGCGUCAACAUCGACGAUUUCUCGCAAAAAACCGAACUAAAAACCCAAUCCACUUUGCUCGAAUUUGAAUCCGUCCAACAAAUGGCAAUGGAUUGGGUGUCUCGUAAUUGGUACUUUUUGGACGACCAGCGGGAGAUUUUCCUGGUUUGUUCCGAACGUUUGGAGUGGUGUAACAUUUUGAUAGAGAACGAUUUGAGCAAGCCCAGAGCUCUGGCUUUGGACCCGACUCGGGGGUACAUGUUUUUCACCAAAUGGGGGCACUCCCCGCCCAUGGUGGAGCGGUGUAAGAUGGACGGGAGCGAGCGCAAGGCUGUGGUGAACCACAAGAUCGUGUACCCGUAUGGGGUGACUGUUGAUUAUCCCACGCAGCAUAUUUAUUGGGUUGAUACGUAUCUGGAUUUUGUUGAGAGAGUUGAUUACGACGGGAAGGACAGGAAGACGAUUAUGAGGGGACUUAAGGUGCAAAAUUUGUACGGGAUCAGCGUUUUUCAACGGAAGUUGUAUCUGUCGUCAUGGUAUAGCAACGAUAUCAUCGAGUUGGAUAAGUUUACCAUGAAGGAGAAGAUUCUGGUGCAGAAUAUCAGCAGGCCGUUCAAUGUGCUGGUGUACCAUCGGCAGAGGCAACCAGUGGUUCCUCAUCCUUGCAACUCUCACUCCGACUGUUCGCAUCUUUGCAUCUCCAACUGGAAGCGCGACAUCGCCGUGAAAAAGUGUCUCUGCGCUGCCGGUUACCAAAUGACCGAAAACAACCAAUGUGUAGUGAAACCAAGCCAAAGAUACCUCUUAUUGGCCAAAGGCAAACCAGCCUCAAUCAAAGGAAUCGAAUUGGACAGCAACAAAGAAACAAUGAUCCCUAUCACCGGAAUCAACCAACCAAUGGCAAUAGACUACGACGUCAAAACCGGCACUAUUAUCUACUCCGACAGCCACCGAAAAGUAAUCGAAGGCGCGAAAAUCAACGACUCCUCGCACAAAACCAUCUUCCAGAAAAACGUCCGCAGAUGCGACGGCCUGGCCUUCGACUGGAUGUCGCGCAACGUCUACUGGACGGACGAAGAAAUGGGCAGUAUCGGCGUUUUCAAGUUGGCCAACUCCAGCCAAAACCGAAUUUUGCUGCAAGACGCUUUCUACAACCCUUUGUCCAUAGUGCUAGAUCCAGGCCGGGGUGUGAUGUAUUGGGCCGAUUGGUCGAGUAUUUACCCCAACAAAGGGAGGAUCCACGUGGUUAAUAUGGACGGAAAAAAUUUGAAAGAUUUCGUGGAAGUUAACAUAGACUGGCCGAGUGGUCUCACGAUUGAUUUCGUCGAGAAACGGUUGUAUUGGAGCGACCGACAUUUGCGUAAAAUCGAAAGUGUCGAUUUUAACGGAGUUAACAGGAGAGUCGAGUUGGCGAAAGUGAUGGAAACUCCGUUCGGAUUGGCCUUAGGGCCGGGGAAAACUUUGUAUUUUACUGAAUUUACCAAAGGGACUGUUAUGGCGUAUAAUAAUAAGACAGGGUUUCGGCAGUUGGAUCAAAGCAAUCCGCCGAUUUUUGAUAUCAAGCUUUAUGAUGCGACGGCUCAGCAAGGCGAGAACGAAUGCACCAAGAACACACCAGAUUGCCCCGAAUUGUGCCUCCCGACGCCCUCGGACCCCGUGUGCGAGUGCUCCAGUGGCUACAAAAACGUCAACAAGACGUGCGUGCGAGAUGUGGCCCCAAAUCAAGCGUUCAGUGUUUGCGGCCCUCACGAUUUCCAGUGUAAAAAUUUGAAAUGUAUUCCGUAUCAGCAGACUUGCGACCGUAUAGAUAACUGUGGGGACCAAUCCGAUGAAGCUCUAGGUCCUGACGGUCCUUGCAAGGAUGUCAUUUGUCCGGCCAAUCAAAUCAAAUGCGAUAAUCAGACUUGCAUCUCCAAGUAUUGGGCUUGCGAUGGAGAGCAAGAUUGCGUUGACGGAAGCGACGAAGAUGAGAAACGGUGUUCGGAAGUUUGCUCAGCGGCUCAGUUCAAGUGUGCGGUGUCGAAACGGUGCAUCCCCUCGGUGUGGAAGUGCGAUAAUGUGGCGGAUUGUGGGCCCGAAGAUAUGAGCGAUGAGGCCGAUUGUGUGAAAAAGCAGUGCGAAGUGAACGAAUUCACGUGUGCGAAUGGCCGUUGCAUUUCGCAAGUUUUGUAUUGUGACGGUGUUGAUGACUGUAAGGACAGUUCGGAUGAAAUCAACUGCACUGAGUGUCAAGUCACGGAGUUUUUCUGUCCAAGUACUGCGACUUGUCUUCCAAAUAGUAAGAAAUGUGACGGACAGAUUGAUUGUAACGGAGGAUACGAUGAAUAUGAGUGUAACGAAAAUCUGAACUGUGGGAAAACGGAGUUCAAAUGCGCCAACAAUUUGGAGUGCAUCCCAGAGUCUUAUGUUUGCGACGGCGACCUGGACUGUCUCGACGCCAGCGACGAGAAACACUGCAACAAAACCGCCCACCACAACACCACAUCCCCAGCCACCUCGCCAACAUGCCACCACCCGUCCCGCUUUUGCGACAACUCCACCAAAUGCAUAACCGUCGACCACUUAUGCGACAACAUCGCCGAUUGUUCCGACGGUUCGGACGAAGGUGGCCGUUGUUCCGAACAACUUUGCGACCUCCGACUCGAUUGCUCCCACUACUGUCACAACGCCCCCGAAGGCCUGAUCUGCUCCUGCCCCCCUGAUUUGCACCUCCAACCCGACCGAAUUCACUGCUCCAAAGCGCACCCUUGCGACACCUGGGGCGUCUGCUCACAGAAAUGCAUCGCAGUGGGCGAACGCUACAAAUGCGGCUGUUUCAAAGGCUACGUCCUCGAAUCGGAUCGCUUCACGUGCAAGAGCACAAGUGGCGCCACCCCGUAUGUGAUUUUCAGUAAUCGGCAUGAAUUGAAAGCAGUGGAGUUGGUUACUUUCAACGUCAAGUCGUUUAUUUCAAGUUUGAAGAAUACGAUUGCUUUGGAUUUUUAUUACACGAAGAAUGCGAAUAUGGUGUUUUGGACCGAUGUUAUUGACGAUAAAAUCUACAGAGGGACAGUUGUUGGUGGUUCUUUGAGUAAUAUAGAAGUUGUGGUGCAGACAGGACUUUCAACGGCUGAAGGCCUUGCUGUUGACUGGAUUGGUGAAAAUUUGUAUUGGGUUGAAAGCAAUCUUGACCAGAUCGAGGUGGCUAAACUUGAUGGUCGAUUCCGGCGAACGCUUGUGGCAGGUGAGAUGGAAAGUCCACGUGCAGUAGCAGUGGACCCACGUGAUGGUUAUCUCUUCUGGACCGAUUGGGACAACAAUGCGCCUAGGAUUGAGCGCUGCUCUUUGGCUGGACUAGACCGGGAAAUAGUUGUGAGAGUUGAUAAAAUUGCAGAUGCCGGUUGGCCCAAUGGUCUAACACUUGAUUACGUUCUGAGACGCAUUUAUUGGAUUGACGCUCGUUCUGACUCCAUCCACACGACUAAAUACGACGGUAGUGAGCACCAUGAAGUUAUGCGAAAUCACGAGACGCUCUCGCAUCCGUUCGCCAUAGCGCUGUUUGAGAAUUACGUCUAUUGGACGGAUUGGAGGACGAAUAGUGUGGUUAGGGCGAAUAAGUUUACAGGGGGCGAUGUUGCGGUAAUUCAAAGGACGUUGACGCAACCGUUUGAUAUACAGAUUAUGCAUCCGGCGCGGCAGCCGAGAGAUGGGCCUAAUCCGUGUGGGGUUAAUAAUGGGGGCUGUUCGCACUUGUGUCUGCUGCACACGAAUCGGACGUACAGGUGUGAUUGUCCGCAUGUGAUGAGGUUGAGUGCCGAUAAUAAGACUUGUGUGGUAAACGAACGCGUGCUGCUCAUCGCCCGCACGAGUGAAAUCCGCGGAGUGGACAUCCUCCAGCCCUACUACCACACAAUCCCCACCAUAAGCGCCCCCCAGGUGCUCAACCCCGUCCAACUGGAGUACCUCGCCCGUAACAACACCCUCUACUGGGCCGACUCCCAAAUCAGCGAAAUCAAACGCUCGGGCCUCACCACCGGCCCCAUCCAAACCCUCAUUGACACCGGCCUCAAAAACCCCUCAGGACUAGCAAUUGACUGGUUAUCGAACCUAAUGUUCGUGUCAUCACCUCAAGGAAUAACAGUCUCGAACUUAGACGCCGAGUUCAUAACCACAAUCAUCGAUAACUUAAACGUGCUAUCAGUGGCUGCACAUCCGCGUCUAGGCCAACUGUUCUGGAUCGCCACAACCAACGAGACCUUCAUUGAGACGAGCGCAAUGGACGGAAGCAAACGCACGAAAAUCGUGACUGGAUUACAGUCACACUCGCACAGUCUGUGUGUGGAUUUGCACGCGGAUAAGUUGUAUUGGGUCAGCGAGUUUGAGAUUUAUUUCAGUAAUUUGGACGGGAAGGAUGUAACAAAGUUGAAGUUGCCGCAUGUUUCGGUCCUUGCAGCGACAGUUUACCAGGAACAUGUGUACUAUGCGGACGAUGACGAUCAUACGAUUCACAUUGUUGAUAAAAUGACGGGCGGUAAUGACACGAUUUUGCGCAACAAUACGGGGAGUGUUUUCGCGUUACGUAUUUACGACCCGAUGGAACAGAAAGGUUUCCACCCUUGUGCCAACUCGCAGUGUUCCGAUCUCUGUUUACCGACGUCUGCCACGACUUUCCGUUGUCGCUGUGCUACCGGUUACCACACCGACCCACAAAACCCCAACAAGUGUGUGGGAGUCGAAGAGUUUAUUUUCUAUUCAGUCAAUUGGGAAAUCCGCGGGUUGGCCCUCAAUGGCAACAACCAGACGGCCGUUUUAGGGCCCAUCUCGCGCAUUUCCAUGGCGACAGCGAUUGAUUUCGUGGCGGAAUCCGAUUUGCUGUUCUGGGCUGAUAGUGACAGGGGUUCCAUCACGAGUAUCAAGCGCGACGGGACGCAGAGACGGCACAUAAUCGAGCCGACUGAGGCCAUGGACAGCGUGCCAGUUGAUUGGCUGACGGGGCUGGCGGUUGACUGGAUUGCCGGGAAUAUGUACUGGUGUGAUUCGAAACGUGGGGUUAUUGAGGUGGCGAGGCUUGAUGGGAGUAAGCAGCACGUUCUGCUGGCCAAUGAGAUUGGGAAGCCGACGGCGAUCGCGGUGGAUCCGGCCAGAGGGGUGAUGGUGUGGGCUGGGGGGCCCAGGUUGGAGAUUGCGACCAUGGAUGGGCGCAAUCGCAACUUGUUGGUGAAUAGUUCGGUGGCGAUUUCCGAUGUCACGCUUGAUUCGGAUCAGAGGAAGGUGUAUUUUUGUGAUACUAGUAGGCAUACGAUUGAAGUGAUAGGGUAUGAUGGGAGUGGGCAUGAGGUUUUGGUUAAUGAUACGCUGGAGAAUCCCACGGCGUUGACCAUUUUGGACGACAAGUUGUAUUGGCUUGACAAAACGUUCGAGAAGGGCAGCCUCCUCUCAGCCCCCUUAUCCAACCUCUCCAACUACAAAAUCCUCCUCCGCGACGUUGGCGACUUCCUCAAAGACAUCCAAAUCUUCUCAAAACGCAAACAAACCGGCACCAACCCAUGCGCUCAAAACAACGGCGGUUGCGAACAACUCUGCCUUUACAACGGAACCCAUCCCGUAUGCGUCUGCUCGCACGGAAAAAUCUCCUCAGACGGUAAAACAUGCGAAGCUUUCAAAACCUUCGUCAUGUAUUCCCGUGUCGUAAGCAUUGACUCAAUCCAAAUGCUUGACGAUGAAAACCUCCAAAACGCCCCUCACCCCAGCAUCAAAAACAACACCCUUUUGAAAAAUGCCAUCGGCUUAUCGUUCAGUUACAAACACCAACGCCUCUUCUACUCCGACAUACAGAAGGGCUCAAUCAACGCAGUUUACUACAACGGGACUGAUCACCGCAUUAUCGUGGAGGGCCAAGGCUCGGUCGAAGGCCUGGCCUACGAACAAGUGCACAACAUGCUCUACUGGACGUGCAACAACCAUGCGACCAUUAACCGGGUUAACCUAACCGACCAGAUGACCAACUCGAGUCAAGUCGAGCAAAUCGUUCGGCUGCGUUCGCAAGACAAACCGCGCGGGAUUGCUGUGGACAGUUGCGGAGCGCGCGUUUUCUGGACCAAUUGGAAUUCGCACCAGCCGAGCAUCGAGCGCGUCUUCCUAUCCGGUUAUAACCGCGAGGCGAUAAUCAAAACCGACAUUCGCAUGCCCAACGCAUUGACACUCGACCACAAAGCGCAAAAACUGUACUGGGGCGACGCCCGACUUGAUAAAAUCGAACGUUGUGAAUAUGACGGUUCAAAUCGUGUGAUUCUGGCCAAAGUCACCCCACAGCACCCGUUCGCCCUAGCUGUGUACGCCGAUUACAUCUACUGGACUGAUUGGAUGCUGCAUGCCGUUCUACGGGCCGAUAAACUAACCGGCCAGAACGUGGUUUGGUUGAGACGCGAUGUGGCCAGGCCUAUGGGUAUCGUAACCAUUGCCAACGACACCGAGGACUGUUUCUACAACCCUUGCAAGAUUCUGAACGGGGGCUGUGAGGAGAUUUGCACUUUGAACGCCUCCGCCAUGGUGCAGUGCUCCUGCAUGGACGGCAGGAUUCUGGCAGAGGACCGGAAACGCUGCUAUAGCAACACGAAGGCGUGCGAUCAGUACGACAGUUUCCGGUGCUCGGACGGGGGGUGUGUUCCGUUUAAGCUAACGUGUGACGGUAUAGCGCACUGUUCGGACAAAUCGGACGAAGAGCCGGGCUAUUGCGGGCACAGGACGUGCCUCCAAGGCUGGUUCCAUUGCAACAACAAGCGCUGUGUUGAACGGAAGGAUAAGUGCAACGGGGUGGACGAUUGUGGCGAUGCCAGCGAUGAGGAGAACUGCUCGUGCAGUGAGGACGAGUAUUUCCGGUGCAGUAGCGGGGAGUGCAUCCAGAAGGUGUUAAGGUGUGACAAUGACCCCGAUUGUGACGAUGCGAGUGACGAGAUGGGUUGUGAGGUGCGCAACUGUACGUUAGAUUUCCACGAUGGUAAUAUGAUUAAUUGCGAAAAUACAACCGCCUGUAUUCACAAGGAUUGGUUCUGUGAUGGGGAAAAUGAUUGUUGGGACUGGGCUGAUGAGAAGAAUUGCACAGGACGUGAGAAACGGUGCGAUAUAUUCCAGUUUCAGUGCUCCAAUGGCACGUGUAUUAGUCUGGAGGCGAGAUGUGACGGGAAAGAUGACUGUCAUGAUGCCAAGUCGACGCGCGGAUUGAGUUCGGAUGAGGAGAAUUGUCGAGUUAUGGAAGGCCACUGCCAAAACGACCAAUUCAUGUGUGGCGACUCGCGUUGCAUUCCACUAUCGUGGCAUUGCAACGGAAACCCCGACUGUCUUGACAAUAGCGACGAAUACGACUGCCAUCACCAAUGUCGCAGCGACCAGUUCAAAUGCGACAACAGCGAGUGUAUCCCCCUGAGUUGGCAAUGUGACGGCCAUCCUGACUGCAUGGACCAGUCCGACGAAAGCAAACAUUGCGAACUUCGCGAAUGCGAAAAUGGUGAUUUUCGUUGCAACAGCACAGGUCGUUGUAUCUCUCGUUUGUGGCUGUGUGACGGCGAGGCUGAUUGUCUGGACGGCGCCGAUGAGCACAAGGACCAAGGAUGUGGUGUUUGCACUUCGGAGCACUUCCAGUGCGUUAACGGUGUUUGCAUUAACAAAAUGUAUUAUUGCGACGGUGAUAAGGACUGUAAUGAUGGGAGCGAUGAACCGCCAGAGUGCCACAAGACUUGCACUUCGGACGAGUUCGCGUGCAAUAAUGGGAAAUGCAUCAUGGAUCUGCUGAAGUGUGAUGGGAAUGACGACUGUGGUGAUGGUAGCGAUGAAGGGAAGGAUUGCCACAAUGAAGGCGAUUAUUGCAAGGGCAAAGGGUGGUUCCAUUGCGGGAAUGGUGUUUGCAUCAAUGAUACGUUGUUGUGCAACGGCGAGAACAACUGUGGGGAUUUCAGCGACGAAACGAAAUGUCGCAUCAACGAAUGCACGGCACAGCCGCCGCCCUGCUCGCAAAAAUGUGUGGACAAACCGAUCGGUUACGAAUGUCAGUGUCACACCGGUUACCAGACCAGCGCAAAAGACAAGCACUUGUGCGAAGACAUCAACGAAUGUCUUGCGAGACCUUGCAGUCAACUGUGUCGCAACACCAGAGGCUCAUUCCAUUGCAGUUGUGCCCCCGGUUAUAUACUACACCCAGACGGUCGAACCUGCGGUUCAAAUUCAAUUGUUCCGGUUACACUUAUCUUAGCUAACCGUUACUACAUUCGUGAAAUUGAUAUGACGGGUCAGUCGACUCUCUUGGCACAUAAUCUCACAAAUGCCGUGGCAUUGGAUUAUGACUGGAGCUCCAAGUGCAUUUAUUGGUCGGAUGUGACACAAUUAGGGAGUUCCAUUAAGAGAUUGUGCAAUUAUAAGAACAGUUCAAGCGAGAUUGAGGUUUUGCAUUCACCGACUUUGCAAAAUCCGGAUGGUUUGGCCGUGGAUUGGGUUGGACGAAACCUCUACUGGUGCGAUAAGGGCUUGGACACGUUGGAAGUCUCGUCUUUGGACGGCCGUUUCCGGCGCGUGCUCAUCUCCAAAGGCUUGGAGGAGCCCCGAGCUGUGGCAUUGGACCCUCUCCGUGGUUACCUCUAUUGGACCGACUGGGGCACCCAUGCCCACAUCGGCAAAGCCGGAAUGGACGGUUCCAACCAACAAAUCAUCGUAAAUUCAAGCCUGGGUUGGCCCAACGCUCUCACCAUCUCCUACGAAACCAAAGAACUGUUCUGGGCCGAUGCCCGUGAAGAUUAUAUCGCAGUUUCGGACCUCGAUGGUCACAACAUCCACCGAAUUAUGAGCCGAGAGAAAAACCACUACCUGCAACUCCACCACGUCUUCGCCAUCGACAUCUGGGAAGACUACAUUUACUGGACGGACUGGGAGACGAAAUCGGUCGAACGCUGUCACAAAUACACCGGAAAUAACUGCACCAAAAUCAUGACGACGGUGCAUCGUCCCAUGGACAUCAGAGUUGUGCAUCCGUUAAAACAACCCAAGAUUAAAAAUCCCUGCGAGAAGGCUAAUUGCUCCGCUUUGUGUCUGUUAACACCGCAGGAGCCGUUCUACAAGUGCGUGUGUCCGGAGAAUUACGUUUUGAAAGAGGAUGGGAAAAGCUGUGAGGCGAAUUGCACGUCAGCGCAUUUCGAGUGCAAGAAGAGCUACAAAUGUAUUCCGUUUUGGUGGAAAUGUGAUACGCAGGAUGACUGUGGAGAUGGGAGUGAUGAGCCGAGUGAUUGUCGGCCGUUCAAGUGCAUGCCAGGGCAGUACCAGUGCGAUAAUGGGCACUGCACACAUCCUUCGGACUUGUGCAAUGGGAACGACGAUUGCGGGGAUCAGUCCGAUGAGAAGGACUGCGAGCAUUACACGUGUCUGAACACGCAGUUUAGGUGCCCAGGAAACGGCACGAUUGCCCCCAGAUGCAUCCCCUCGAAAUUCCGCUGCAACAAACACCCCGACUGCCCCCUCGGCGAGGACGAGUCCUCCUGUCCCCCAGCCACGUGCCCCCCCAACCAAUUCAAAUGCGCCAACGACAAGUGCAUCCCGGCCGUCUGGGUCUGCGACACGGACAACGACUGCGGCGACAACUCCGACGAGCAACAGGACUGCCAAUCGCGCACCUGCUCGCCCCAGCACUACCGCUGCAGCUCGGGCCGCUGCAUCCCCAUGUCGUGGCGCUGCGACGGCGACCCCGACUGCGCCAACAACGAGGACGAGCCGCCGUCGUGCAGCCAGCCCGAGUUCCACACGUGCGAGCCCACCUACUUCAAGUGCAAGAACAACAAGUGCAUCCCGGGCCGCUGGCGCUGCGACUACGACAACGACUGCGGCGACAGCUCCGACGAGGUCGACUGCGUGCCGCGGAACUGCUCCGAGUCGGAGUUCCGCUGCGGGGACGGCCGCUGCAUCCGCGGCGCGCAGAAAUGCGACGGGGAGUUCCAGUGCGAGGAUCGCUCGGACGAGGCCAACUGUCACACGCAUUGCAAGAAGAACGAGUUCCAGUGUGCGAACCCCCAGGUUUGCAUCUACUUGGAGUGGAAGUGUGACGGCGAAGCCGACUGUUCGGACGGCUCAGAUGAGGCCAAUUGUAGCGAUACUUGCCCGGAUAACGGGUUCAAGUGCCACAAUGGACUGUGUAUUAACGAGGAUUGGAGAUGUGACGGCCAGAAGGAUUGUGAGGACGGUUCCGACGAGAUGUUUUGUUCGCUAGUUGGUUGUUUACCGGGACGUUUCCGGUGCAAGAACCACACUUGUGUCCCGGUUAGUUUCCUGUGUGACGGACACGACCAGUGUGAGGAUGGGAGCGACGAAGACCCGCACAUCUGUCACAGGUUUAAUAUCUGCCCCCCGGAUCAAUUCACUUGUAAGAACGGUCACUGCAUCAAAAACUCACUACGUUGUGACGGUCGGAACGACUGUAGUGACAAUAGUGACGAAGAAAAUUGCAACAAUUCCACCUGUAAGUGGAACACUUGUUCCCAAAUCUGUAUUGAGGCGAAACAUAACGUCCCGGUUUGUAAGUGUCUGCCGGGUUACACGCACUUAAAAGGCGGCGUUUGUAUCGCGGAAGGUGACUGGGCGAAUCUAGUGCUCGUGUCGGAAGCCGAGUUGCGAUUAAUGUCGCCGUAUAAACCAGGCGACAGCAAUAAAUUACGUAGUAAAACCCUGGCCACAGCCCCCGGUUAUAAAGUCGAUGCUGUUGAUAUUCUCUACGGGAGGACGGAAUCGGUGGCGUUCUGGACCGACCACCAGAACAAGCGCAUCCAGAGCGUGGUUUUGCGCUUGAAUGAGAGCCGAGCUCGGCGCGAUUCCGACGUGCGGACGGUCACGAGUGGUUUGCACGACCCCAGAGGGAUCAGUGUUGACUGGGUGGCGAGACGGUUGUACGUCACGGAUGGGGUCAGGAUUUUGGCUUCGACCAUCGAUGGGUUGUACGUUUACACGGUCCUGAGAGGUGAGAUGAAGCAACCCAGGGAUAUUGUGGUCGUGCCCCAGGACGGUGUGUUGUUUUGGUCGGACUGGGGACCGCCGGCGCGGAUCGAAACCGCGCACAUGGACGGGAAUAAGAGGAGGGUUUUGGUGAAUAGUGCCAUUCUGUACCCGACGGGUUUGGCCGUGGAUUAUACCACGAGGAGGUUGUAUUGGGCCGAUCCGAAGACCAUGACUGUGGAGACGGUGAAGUUUGACGGGUCGGAUAGGCAUGUCGUGAGGCAUUUUGGCAAGGAGAUGAAGCCGUACAAGAUUGAGGUUUUUGAAAAUUAUCUCUUUGUUACGACGUAUCAGAAGCACGAUGUGUUACGGUUGAAUAAGUUUGGCAAUGGGAAUGUCACGCAUUUGUCGCAAGGGUUGACUCGAAUUGCGGAUAUUCUUAUACUUCACGAGCAGAAACAGGAUCAGAGUGUUAAUAAUACGUGCGUUGAUUUUUGUCAUCAUACGGAAUUCUGUUUGUUGAGUCCGAAUACGGCUACGUGUACGUGCGCCGAUGGAUACGUCAAAGAUAAUCUGACGUGUAAAGCCGUCGCCAGCCGCACCCCCAACUGCCCCCUGAACUGCAACAGCGGCACCUGUAAAAUCGUCCAAGGCCAAAACCCCAAAUGUUUCUGUCCGGCCCAAUACACCGGCCCCCGUUGCGAGCACUUCCGUUGCUCCCAAUACUGUAAAAACAAAGGCAUGUGUUACGUCGACUUAGCCGCCCCCCAAUCACCCGAUUCCCUGCCCCCACUGCGCUGUAACUGCGCCCCCCAAUGGACCGGCGAACGCUGCGAAACCCCCGUCAAUCUCUGCGACGGCCGUUGCUACAACGGUGGCACUUGUUUCACCCCCAAACCCGAAAUGCCCGUCUGUAACUGUCCCUCGGGAUUCACCGGCUCCCGGUGCCAGAAUUGCGCACAACUCGUCUGCCAAAACGGCGGCGUUUGUGUCAAAGAUACGUGCAAAUGUCCGGUGGGUUACAGUGGACGCCAUUGCGAAAUCUCAUUCUGUGGGAAAAACGGAAAACCGAUAACGACCUCAUCGGGGUUGAAAUGUAGUUGUCUGCCUGGCUUUGGCGGCGAGAAAUGCGAACAGGAUCGGUGCUACCAACAUUGCCAGAACGGCGGCACUUGCCGAAUGGGGACGAAGCAACCCGAGUGCGAUUGCCCGGCGUUUUUCGGGGGGAGGCGUUGCGAGAUUGACUUGUGCACAGGCGGGGAACCCCCGAAAGGGUGUGCCAAGAGAUGCGUCUGUGGGAAUGGCGGCAGUUGUGUUAUUAUGAACGGACGGCCGGUGUGCAAGUGCCAGAGGCCCUGGGGUGGGCUCAAGUGUGAGAUUUACGUUGGCAACGCUGAUACGUGUGCCGGGCUGUGCCAGAACGGGGGAGUUUGCCAGAUUUUGUCGCCGCAUGUGGACCCCAUUUGCCAGUGUCCGCAGUCGUGGACGGGGCCCCGGUGCACACAGUUGGCCGUCUGUGCCAAUUACUGCCAAAAUGGGGGCACGUGUGACGUCAGCGAUGGGCUGCCGUACUGUCGAUGUCCUGCUGAUUUUGACGGUGUUAAGUGCGAGUUGUUGGCCAAGUUGGACGAAGCUGUGGCACAUAAGGAUGUAGGGCGAGGAGUUGUAGUCCCGGUUAUUGCCGCAAUUGUCGUUAUUAUUGUGAUUUUGGUUGUUUUCCUCGCAUUUGAUUACUUCUACAGGAAGAGACAGUCGUUCUCGCAUGAGAGGUUACAAGAGAACGAUUUCAACAAUCCGAUGUAUCAGGAUAGGGACGCUGAACCGUUCACUUUGGACGCUGAUAAGUCUGGCAACUUUGCCAACCCCGUAUACGAGUCCGUCUACAACGGCACGGGCAGCGGCCGGGGCGAGGAAAAGGCCGUGCUUUUGCAACACCCAGCCGACGAGGCCCCGACACCGGCCCCUGAGGAGAUCUAGUGACAUAUCCCACAAAAUAUUUAGGUUUAUUUUCAAUUGCUGUGAAUUGUGCCAUUUAUUUUAAAAUAUUUCGGCAGCUGUAUAUUAUAGCUGUACAUAUUAUUAUCUGAUGUAAUUCUUCGAUAUUAUUGUUGUUACAUGAAAUCUUGCCCGAUGGUGUUAACACACGAACCGAAUAACGUCCUUGUACAUAGAAAUUAUGUGACUGAUGAUAAAUGAUAUAUUUUUUAAUGCAUUGCUUGGUUGUGCAGGAACAAACGUUGUGCUCAAUACUCAUCUAUAAAUGUAUCGUAAUUAUUUCUUUUUAUGUCAGAUUUUAUAAAAAUGACACGAAACCA
This is a messenger RNA of Tribolium castaneum (red flour beetle), 14379 nucleotides long. It is a transcript of the gene LRP1, whose product is annotated as LDL receptor protein 1. Gene Ontology annotation, cellular component: signaling receptor complex; plasma membrane. The coding region runs from base 239 to 14041 and encodes 4600 amino acids. Gene Ontology annotation, molecular function: low-density lipoprotein particle receptor activity; calcium ion binding; protein binding. Lineage: Eukaryota; Metazoa; Arthropoda; Insecta; Coleoptera; Tenebrionidae. The transcript is spliced from 19 exons. The record is from RefSeq and is a predicted model, not a curated record.